This is a messenger RNA of Girardinichthys multiradiatus, 3590 nucleotides long. Its product is annotated as aminopeptidase N-like. Gene Ontology annotation, cellular component: cytoplasm. Lineage: Eukaryota; Metazoa; Chordata; Actinopteri; Cyprinodontiformes; Goodeidae. Gene Ontology annotation, biological process: peptide catabolic process; proteolysis. The transcript is spliced from 21 exons. Gene Ontology annotation, molecular function: zinc ion binding; peptide binding; metalloaminopeptidase activity. The record is from RefSeq and is a predicted model, not a curated record. The coding region runs from base 258 to 3164 and encodes 968 amino acids.
CCUGUGCUAGCUCUCACCGCCUCCCACUAUCAGGCUCACAGAUGCUGACCACAAACCUCUCAUCAGCCGAGGAUCACUCCAGCUGAACCUCCAUGUCUCAUGCAGACUGAAAGCAGGACGUACUGAGCACAUCAAGUGAUUGGUGUUAUGUGAAAGGUCUUUUGCCAUGUUAAUAGCUCAUUCAUUAACUGAGUAGAGCUCCAGUAUUUUGGACAAACAGUGACUGACAGCCCUCAGAGUUAAAUUGAGAGUCCGAUAUGGGAAAAGUCUACAACGUCAGUAAAAAUGAGUGCCUUGGACUUGUUGUACUCGCAGUUAGCGCUUUGGCCACAAUAAUUGCUCUAUCCAUUGCUUAUGAUAAGCAAAGGGCCAAGAAUCAAGGCAAUCCUGGAGAUGAAGCAGAUACCAGUGGCACAUCUGUACCCCUGACGACACCUUUCACACCAAAGGAGCCCUGGGACUACUAUAGACUUCCAGACUCACUCAUCCCUGGCUCUUACAAUGUGACACUUUGGCCCCGACUGAAGCCCAACGCUGACGGCAUGUACAUCUUCACUGGACACUCUGCUGUGGUCUUCAGGUGUGAAAAGAAAACAGAUCUCAUAGUUAUCCAUGCCAACAAGCUGAACUUCACAACUUUCCUUGGUUACCAUGCUAAACUGAAUGGCCUGGGUGAAGCCGUUGCGCCUGCCAUACAUAUGACUUGGCUUGUGGUGAGGACCACGUAUCUUGUUAUUCUACUGAGAAGCAAACUAACAGCAGGAGAAUCCUAUGUGCUUUACACAGAAUUUAGAGGCGAGCUGGCAGAUGACCUGGAGGGCUUCUACAGGAGUGAAUACAUGGAUGACGGUGUAAAGAAAGUUGUUGCCACCUCUCAGAUGCAAGCAACUUAUGCCAGAAAAGCAUUUCCCUGCUUUGAUGAACCAGCCAUGAAAGCAGUAUUCAUUGUCACCAUCAUUCACGACCGAGGCACCGUGGCUCUCUCCAACAGCAAGGAAAUGGAUUCUUCAAACUCCACCCGCGAUAAUGUUCCUGUCACGGUUACUACAUUUGAGCCAACUGAGAGGAUGUCCACCUACCUGCUAGCAUUUAUCGUCUGUGAUUUUGACUCCAUUCAGUCAGACCACAGCAAUUUGUUGAUCCGAAUCUGGGCUCAAAGAAAAGCCAUAGGAGGUGGGCAGGGCAAUUAUGCUCUUAAUGUUACAGGGCCGAUUCUUCAGUUCUAUGAGAAAUACUACAAUACAACCUAUCCGCUCUCCAAGUCAGAUCAGAUAGCUCUUCCUGAUUUCAAUGCUGGAGCCAUGGAAAACUGGGGUCUGGUGACUUACAGGGAAACAGCCCUGCUAUAUGACCCCAUGCUUUCCUCCACAGGAAACAAAGAGAGGGUUGUUACUGUCAUCUCUCACGAGCUCGCUCACAUGUGGUUUGGAAACCUGGUGACUUUACAGUGGUGGAAUGACCUAUGGUUGAAUGAGGGCUUUGCUUCAUAUGUGGAAUACCUCGGAGUUGAUUACGUUGAGCCCACCUGGAAAAUUAAAGACCACAUCAUCCUGUAUGACGUACAGAAGGUAUUUGCCAUGGACGCCCUGGCCUCUUCCCACCCGUUGUCCCGCAAAGAAGAGGAGGUUAAUAAACCUGCAGAGAUCAGUGAGAUGUUCAACACCAUCUCUUACAGCAAGGGUGCAGCGGUGCUCAGGAUGCUGUCAGAGUUUCUCAGCGAGCCUGUGUUUGCCAAAGGACUCAGUUCUUACCUCAACACAUUUGCUUUUGGUAACACAGUACAUACAGACCUGUGGGAUCAUCUCCAACAGGCAGUUGAAAACACACCAGAUUUACAUAUUCCACACAAUGUACAUGACAUCAUGAACCGUUGGACUCUUCAAAUGGGCUUCCCAGUGGUCACCAUUGACACCAGAACAGGAAGGAUUGACCAGAAACACUUUCUGUUGGAUUCAGAUUCUACAGUUGAGAGGCCAUCCCAGUUCAAUUAUACCUGGUUUGUUCCAAUUAAAUGGAUGAAGAAUGGUGUGGAUCAGCAACAAUACUGGCUCCUGAAAGAAGCAGACACUCAUCCUCCGAUGAGAGUUUCAGGAGAUGAAUGGGUACUAGCAAACACAAACGUGUCUGGUUACUUCAGGGUUAACUAUGAUGUUGACAACUGGGAUCGUCUCCUCUCUCGGCUUAACACCAAUCACCAGGUUUUAUCUGUCAUGAAUCGAGCACAGAUCAUUGAUGAUGCAUUCAAUCUGGCAAGGGCAAAAAUAAUCCCUACAACAAUGGCUCUGAGAACUACUGAAUACCUGUCAAAAGAGAGAGACUAUAUCCCCUGGGCGUCAACACUGAGAAACCUCGAUUACUACAUUCUCAUGUUUGACCGCACUGAGGUCUACGGGGUUUUACAGGCAUACCUCAAGAAACAAAUCAAACCUCUUUUUGAGUACUUUGGAACGCUCACAGCAAACUGGACCAAAAUACCUGCAGGACACACAGACCAGUAUAAUCAGAUAAAUGCUAUUAGGAUAGCGUGUGUUGUGGGUGUGAAGGGCUGCAGGGAGCUGAUCAACAGCUGGUUCAGACAGUGGAUGGAAAAUCCAGAUCACAACCCGAUCCAUCCAAACUUGAAAGGCACGGUUUAUUGCAGUGCCAUAGCCCUUGGCGGUGUUGAAGAGUGGGACUUUGUCUGGCGAAUGUUUCAGAACACCUCUCUCGCAUCUGAAGCUUCCAGACUCAGGUCGGCUAUGGCCUGCACCAAAACACCAUGGCUAUUGAACAGGUAUCUGGCAUACACCCUUGACCCGACUAAGAUCCGCAAGCAAGAUGCCACCUCCACCAUCCAGUACAUCGCACACAAUGUUGUAGGAAUGCCGCUGGCUUGGAACUUUGUCAGAUCAAAAUGGAGCUAUAUCUUUCAACAGUAUGGAAGAGGAUCUUUUUCCUUCUCUUAUCUCAUCAAUGGAAUCACAUCGAGGUUUUCCACGGAGUUUGAGUUGCAGGAGCUAAAGAAUUUCAAAGAAGACAACCUCCAUGUUGGUUUUGGCUCAGCUACCAUGGCCCUGGAGCAAGCCAUUGAAAAGACGACAGCCAAUAUAAAAUGGGUGACAGAAAACAAAGCUGAAGUACUCAAGUGGCUUGCUGAUGCGACUAGGGGAGGAAUUUUUAGUUGAAACUCCUGCUUUUGUAUUGCCUGGAAUUUACAAUGUUUGACAGAAGCAAUAAUAGAAGUCAAGUAAAGUGCAAAAAAGCAUCACAGUUGUGAUGCAAUAAUAGCUUCAAUUGAAAGAAGCAGAGAGCGACUACUUGCCUUUUAUUAGAAGCUUACACUGUAUAAUAAAGACUACUAUGAUGUAUGCAACGUACAAUAUACUGUAUAUUCAAUAAACAUGAUACACUGAUCUGGUUUUAGGAAUCAGCUGCUUCUGAGAUCAUUGAAUCUGAGAAUCUGACGCUACAUAUGGUUUAACCCUGGUGCUUUUAACGCUGAUGCUGAUUGGAAGCUGACUACCAGUCAUGCAAACUUUACUCUGAGAAUCUACUUUGUUCUCUAAAAAUAUAACAAAAAAGAAAUGAUGAAUAAAAAACAAGUUGCUGGC